Messenger RNA from Plodia interpunctella (Indianmeal moth), 1587 nucleotides. RefSeq lists its product as uncharacterized. The record is from RefSeq and is a predicted model, not a curated record. The coding region runs from base 219 to 815 and encodes 198 amino acids. The transcript is spliced from 5 exons. NCBI's taxonomy places the organism in Eukaryota, Metazoa, Arthropoda, Insecta, Lepidoptera, Pyralidae.
UGCGUCUUUCUGUCUGCUUCUCCAGUUGCCUGGAGUCCGUCAUCCUGACAACAAAGGAUUUCGCGCGCUUUUUAAUUUCACGUCACAUUUAUAUAAUUUUUUUUCGUUUUAUUAAGAUUGGUCUAAGAUCAAAGAUCAUUUUGACUAGUCAGUUCUGGAUUUUAUUCUAAGUGUGCAAACGUUGUGGUUUUUGAUGGUUAAGAAAAAUUUAAAUAAACAUGUGCUCCUUAAAACUUGUCGUUUUUGUUUUGUUUGUGUCUAUGUAUUUGGAAGUAAAUGCGAAGCUAUCUGAUGGAGAAUCCAGCGAGGGCGCACCGGAAGUGCAGCAACCGCAUCAAAAACUGCCAAGGAUCCACAUGCCAGAAAGUGGAGCCGGGCCAGCGCUGAUGUUCGCUGACGAGCUGAAGAUCACACUCGAGAAGUAUCUUUUUGGGUUAUGCCCGCAAACCUUCAAGUCCCGUUGGUUGCAGACGCUGGCCAAGAAGAAUGGAACUAACCUCGUCACCUGCGACCUGGACCCGGAGCAGCAGGAUCUAGCUGGAAGACUGGCAACACUAGCGCUGCGCGCGCACUCUGCAUCGCGCACCGAUUGUUUGCGGUUCGGCUCCGCGCUCGCGAACACGCUCGGCGAGCUUGCGCGGACCGCGGCCAACAGAGCUGCGUUGAAUAUUUCAUCAAGCGAAGCGAAUAAAAAGCGAAAGCUAUCCAAGAGCCAGAAAGCGAAAAUCCAGGCGAAACAGCGUACGGCCCUCGCUGUGAAGAAGAAGGCGGCCGCCGCAGCCGCCGCCGCUGCUGCCAAAAUGGCGGCUUCCUAAAUUUACAUACAGUACCAGGGGCCCCAGUAUCAUUCAGUAUCCCUACAGUGGGGUACCCGGGCACCAGUUAUAAGGGGGCGCCGAAGCCGCUCGCAGCCUUUUUUAGGCGAUCGUCACAUUUUGACACAAGGAUGUGCCAAAUAUUGAUCACACACAGGUGCAAUAGCCAGUCCCUGCAUAACGACUUUAUCCCUUACGGGGUCGACAGAGCCGAGAUUCUAUUUAUUAAUAAUGAUAGGUUUUUAGCACAUAUGAGUCUGUGGUUUCUAGAUCUAGACCUAGUAAUAAAAUACGUGGCACGUCAUUGCGUCCACACCUUCUUUUUUUACACGAUGCGUACACGAUAUGGGAAAAAGAGACAAGAGUAUGUGCGUUAGUAAUGUGCCGUGUUUAUAUAUUUCGUGGUAGGCACAAGGUAUACCUACGAUCGCGUGAAAACAGAGAACGUGUGGACGCAACGACACGCUGCGUGUUUUGUUUCAUGGUCACAACUCUCGUGUUUACACAUUGUAAUAUUAAAUAUUAGUAAUAAUUAUGUAGCUAAGUAAACAAAUGGUACCUAUAAUAACACGCUUUUUUGUUUAAUGCUGUGAUCAAAAAUAAAUUAAUCAUAAAAUGUUAUUUUUAUACUAAAUAUUAAUUGGUAAGCACUUAGGUGAGUCUAUUACUUUAGAAUCACAUUUUUGUGUAUAAUUAAAACUAUACUUGUAUGAGAUUUGUAGAAUUAAUUAAUAUUUUUUUAAUAAAAUUGUCAACAACAUUCGUUUCAUUU